CUGUCAUGAGCACACUGCGCCAGGACUCUUGGCCAGACGCACAUGUGUGAGCAUAAGAAUAACGUGUAAAUUAAGUUCUAGACAGAUCCAGACAACAGCCACAUUUCCGGCAAUGAAGUUUGGAAGUUUAUUUGUCGUAGCACUAUCCAUCUGCUAUGCUGUUGGAGAACGGAAGCCGUAUUGUGGUUUAGUCAUUGCAUCUGGACCAUGCAAGACGUUCUCACAGAGAUACGCUGCAGUUGGGGGCCUCUGCAAACGCUUCACGUUCAGCGGUUGCGGUGGCAAUCUCAACAAUUUCCGGACACUGCUUGAGUGUCAGGAAGCAUGUGGCAUAUUUCAUCCAGUUUGCGACGCAGCAAUUGAGCCCGGACACUGUAAACAUGGCAAAGCCACUCAUAAGAGGUUCGGUAACAAAAAUGGCGCCUGCGAGGAAUUCCUUUAUUCCGGAUGCGGUGGAAACGGAAACAACUUCAAAACAAUGAAGGAAUGUCGGGAUGCUUGUCACUUCCACAAUCCAGUCUGCGAUGAACCUAUCAAGCCUGGUCCGUGCAAGUCGGGACAUCAUGAACUCUACGGUUUCGACACUAAAGCCGACCGAUGUGUAAAGUUCAUUUGGGGAGGCUGCAAAAACAAUCAUAACAUCUUCAGCUCAAAGGAUGACUGCGAGGCUGCCUGCAUCCGAGAUUGAAACAGAGGUGCCAGAAUAUGUCAGCAGCAAGGGAUAAUUCUGUUGGUCUUAUUUCUGUCAAUUAUUGUUGAUGGUCUCUUGAUCUAUUUCAUUUUUCUGUUCCCCUGGCUUGACCAUGUUGACGGCACAUUCUGACACAAUUCGACAUAAGUGGCAAAGAUCAGUUACUAAGCAGACCCUUCCUUUCAAAUUGUAAACCUUGGCACAAUCCGAUAUCAAUUGAUCUUGAGAGAAACCAGUCAUAAAUAAGCUAAUUUUGAAUUGAUUUGAUUUUUACAUGUGCACACAUGUUUCAAUGACAAUCUAUGUGCAUGUACCCUUAUCGACUAAAAUGAAAACAACGCUUCUCUAAGUCUAUACAACAACCCUAUGUGCAAUAGGACUACUACCCUCUGUAGUAGUGGACCCAAGCCUUCCCAACGAAGGAAUUAUCUAUAGGGUGACGAAUGGACUGCCUCAGGAGUUUGAAUAUGGGUCUGUAUCAGAAUUUCCUAAGAUUAUCCUUGGCCACAAUAACCUAUCUUGACGUUCUGAUUGAUUGAAGACAUGAUUGAUCAGAACAAUUGGCACGAACACAAAUAAUUACCCUGUAUCAUCUCCAUUACAUUUCACGAGUCACGAAAUUAAUUCUUAAAUCACCUGACUGUAAUGUCAGGACAGGCAUUGUGUGAAGAGAUUAUAGGAAAUUCUUUAUUAAAGGGCAUGAACUAUCUAGUAA
Molecule: messenger RNA, 1406 nt
Organism: Lineus longissimus
Lineage: Eukaryota; Metazoa; Nemertea; Pilidiophora; Heteronemertea; Lineidae
Product: thrombin inhibitor hemalin-like
Exons: 5
Coding region: 113-688 (191 amino acids)
Molecular function (GO): serine-type endopeptidase inhibitor activity
Source: RefSeq, a predicted model, not a curated record